Mixia osmundae IAM 14324 is the source of this 843-nucleotide messenger RNA. RefSeq lists its product as uncharacterized. The coding region runs from base 1 to 843 and encodes 280 amino acids. Gene Ontology annotation, molecular function: carbonate dehydratase activity; zinc ion binding. The transcript is spliced from 2 exons. Lineage: Eukaryota; Fungi; Basidiomycota; Mixiomycetes; Mixiales; Mixiaceae. Gene Ontology annotation, biological process: cellular response to carbon dioxide; cellular response to oxidative stress. The record is from RefSeq and is a predicted model, not a curated record.
AUGCGAUGCAGUCCGAGGCUAUAUCACCUCCGAUCUGCGCUCUGCCAGUCCUGCAGACCGCGUCCAAUCAUAUCCAGCUUUGAGCUCCACCAUCACGCCAGACACACAAGUCAGAUAGGCGAGAGCGACGUCCUGUCUCGCCUGCUCCGGAACAACCGCGCUUUCGCUCAAGGCGCAGACAGCGAUCUCCUCGAGCGUAACGCAAAGGGACAAGAGCCUAAAGUGCUCUGGUUCGGCUGCUCGGACAGUCGCGUGCCGGAGAGUAUCGUGACGCAGAGCAACUUGGGCGAGAUCUUUGUCCAUCGCAAUAUCGCCAACACGUUUCACCCCAAUGACACUUCUGCACUCGCUGUACUUGCCUAUGCCAUUGACUAUCUUCACGUGGAGAACAUCGUUGUCACAGGUCACUAUGGCUGCGGAGGAGUCGCAGCAGCGUUUGAAAGCGCAGUGUCCAGCUCGCAGAUGAUCCCUGUCUCUGCACGCUCAAAGAGUGCACUCAUACCCGAAAGGCGACCCAAGAAGGCUCACGAAGUCGGCCCUGCAGCUAUCGCAGACUGGCUAUCCCCUCUGCGCACGCUCGCACUCGAACAACUCGCCCAAUCACGCAACCUGCCAAUCUACGGCGGUAGUCGCAAGGACGACGGACUGGAGCUGGAGGAUCGCUCAGAUACCGAGGAGGCACAGAGACUGCUUGUCAGGACGCAUGCGAUGAUCCAGGCUCGCAACAUUGCUCGCUCAGAGAUCGUGCAGAAGGCAAGACGGCGAGGCAAGAAGCUGCACAUUCGCGCUUGGAUUUACGAUGUUGCGACUGCUCGCAUCACUGAUCUGGGCAAUGUUGAAUAA